UUUAGUUGGCGCGUAGCGUCAACUACUCCAGAGCUCUGUAUGUGCCCAUAGAAAAUAGUACAGAAAAAUGAGUCUGAUAAAAAAGCUCCUGCGCAGGACAGAACGAAAACACAGCAAAAAGAAGCUCAUUAAAUGGCUUCAGAAGGAGAGACUUCUUGCCAGAACACUGAAAUGCCCUAGAUGCGGGAAAAAGAUGCAUUUUAAGAAGAAAACCAGCAUAAAGGAUGGGUACACAUGGAUAUGUAGACGGAAUCAUCAUCGGCAGAAUACAGUUCGUUCCAUUCGACACGGAUCAAUUUUUAGCCGAAGCCAUGUUCCACUGGUGUCAUAUAUGAAACACAUUCACAGAUUUGCCCAAGGACUGCGGCUCCGGCAGGUAGACAUGGUUGAGGAGGGACUUUGUGGUAGUAGUGCUACAAUUACAAAAUUAACCCAGAAGCUUAAAGGAGUGUGUGUCAAUGCUAUUCGUAAAAUGAAGAGGCAAAAGAAGAUGCAAAUUGGUGGAGGAAGAGCAUAUGUUGUUCUUGAUGAAAGCAAGUUUUGCCACAAACGGAAGUAUGCACGUGGCCGUUUUGGAAACACCUGGCGAAGAAAAGCAUGGGUGUUUGGCAUGAUGGAAAUAAAGCGGAAUCGCAGGAGACCCCUCCUAAAGGUGGUUAAGAGAAAAACAGGUACUGAACAGUAA
Molecule: messenger RNA, 685 nt
Organism: Astyanax mexicanus (Mexican tetra)
Lineage: Eukaryota; Metazoa; Chordata; Actinopteri; Characiformes; Acestrorhamphidae
Exons: 5
Coding region: 68-685 (205 amino acids)
Source: RefSeq, a predicted model, not a curated record